AUGAGCAGUAAUGAAAAAAAGAUGAAGUAUAGAGUAGAUAUUGUUAAUACAUGUAUUGCCACAGGCUUGCCUCUUACAGUAAGAAGCACAGCUGUUCAGAUAUUUGACAGAGCCAUCGGCAAGAUCAUACCGAAGGACGAGGAAAUGAUCAACAUUUUGUAUGCAAUCAUUAUACUUGCUGCAAAGUGUGAAGAGAUCCAUGGAGACCUGAAUGCCUUGAUUAGAAAACUACCAGACUCAAACAAGCAAAAGAUAUUCGAUUAUGAAGACGAGAUACUUCAGGUAUUAGGCUAUAAUCUACACUUCCCAAGCUUAUAUCUUAGAAUAUAUGGCAUUCUCACCAUUCUCCAAGAAAAAGGUAUUAUAGAAGUAACCAAUGCACAUAUAGAUUUGAAUGUCAGUAUUGAUGGAAAGUCCAAUGAAAUUUAUACAUUUCACAAUAACAAGUGGAUCGUGCCAUGCAUCAAUAAUCUUUGGUUGACGUCAGUCCAGAUGAUGGACAAGAUUUUAUUGCAUGAAAAAACAGGAUACAAGGAAAUUGAAAUGGUAUAUGCCAGUCUACCGUUUCCUUGCGAGGCAUUUACAUUACUUUCCUUUCCAUUUGAUGCCAAGAAUGUUACAGAACUUAGAAAUGCAUGUGUAAAAAUCCCUUUCUCAUUAUAUAAUCCUGAAAAUAUCUCUAUGUAA
This is a messenger RNA of Ordospora colligata OC4, 687 nucleotides long. RefSeq lists its product as uncharacterized. NCBI's taxonomy places the organism in Eukaryota, Fungi, Microsporidia, Ordosporidae. The transcript has a single exon. Bases 1 to 687 code for a protein of 228 amino acids. The record is from RefSeq and is a predicted model, not a curated record.